AUGCCCGUAAAUGAAGACCCCGAAGCAAGAUUUACAAAUAUCCUGUCCGACUGUCUUUACGCCAUCUGCUUACAAUCUUUCGCCCGCUACUCUCCUUCUCUCACUCCCCCUCUCUCUCUCUGUUUAUCUCUCUGUUUUUCUUUUGCUCUCCCUCUCUCUCUUUCUCGACUCCUCUCUCUCAUUCUCUUUCUCUCUCACUCCCCAUUCUCUCUCCUUCUCUUUCUCUCUCCUCUUUCUCACUCCCCAUUCUCUCUCUCUCUGUGUUUCUUUCUGUUUUUCUUUUGGCCUCUCUCCUCUCUGUUCCUUUUUCUCUCCCUCUCUCUCUUUCUCCACUCCUCUCUCUCCUUCUCUUUCUCUCUCCCCCUCUCUCUUUCUUUUUUAUCUCUCGCUCAUCUCUCUCCCUCUCUUUAUUUCUCUCUCUUCCUCUCUCUCCCCUCUAUCUAUCCUGACUCUCUCUUCCUCUCUCUCCCUUCUAUCUCUUCCUCUAUCCUGACUCUCACUUCCUCUCUCUCUAUCAACUUCUCUCUCUCUUUCUUUCGUUCUUUCCUUCCUUUCUUUCUUUCUUUCUUUCUUUCUUUCUUUCUUUCUUUCUUUCUUUCUUUCUUUCUUUCUCCCUUCCUCUCUCUCGGCAUUCUUUCUUCUCUCUUCCUCUUCUCCCCUUCCUUAACCUUUUACCUUGGCAAAAAAAAAAAAAAAAAAAUAGGAAGCGUCUUAUGA
Acanthosepion pharaonis is the source of this 717-nucleotide messenger RNA. The record is from the annotation of a GenBank genome assembly. Lineage: Eukaryota; Metazoa; Mollusca; Cephalopoda; Sepiida; Sepiidae.